UUACACAACCCCCACAAAAUCACCACUAACAAAUCUCUCUACAUAUUUUUGCAAAAAAAUGUCAACUCAUAGAAGAAAAAUAAUUCUUAGCAAUGUCACAGUAAAACUAGGCUGUAGCAGUAGUUGCAUACGACCAAAACUCUCAAGCAUUUUUCACCCAAAACCUCGUCACAAAUCCACCACAUUUAACCACAAAAAAACUCCAAAAACCAACUACUCUAACUACUCUUCUUGUAGUUCAUGGGACACAACAACAACAACUUUCUCUCCACAUUCAGACAGUACUCCAAAUUACGAAUCUUCCGAUUUCAAAACCUCAAAAGCAGUACAAGGUUUUGGUCGUAUAGGUGAUGAGAGUGUUGCUGUUGAGAAAGAUUCUGAUGACCCUUACUUGGAUUUUCGACAGUCGAUGCUACAAAUGAUUCUUGAAAAAGAGAUUUAUUCUAAGGAUGAUUUGAAGGAGUUGUUGAACUGUUUUUUGCAGUUGAAUUCACCUUAUUAUCAUGGGGUAAUUGUGAGGGCUUUUACUGAGAUUUGGAACGGCGUUUUUUCACUCCGGCCUGGAGUUGCCGGAGCGAGUUCGCCGUUCUUGCAUGGUGGAGGAGGUCACGUGACUUAUAGUUAAAUGUCACGUGAUAUCUAUCGAAACUGCAACAACAGCCACAUAUCUAGUAUAAUUUCACGAGGAGAGCUAGUUUUUAGUUUUUGCAUGGGCGGAGGUCAUGUGACUUUUAAGUGUGAUCACGUGACUCCUUUUAUCUUUUUCCCCUUAUUUAAGUGUUUUCACGUGAAGUGUAUCUAAUAGUAGUAGGGUUGUGGGACCCAUUAAUAUUUAGUAGUGGGAUGGGUUUAUUUUUAGUAAUGUGUUUUUAAGUUUUUCUUUUUAGCUCUUUUUGUUUAAAUUUAGGGGUAGGAAGGAAAAAGGUUCUAUUUUCACAGCCUUUUUGAUUAUGCAGAAAAAAAUAGUUAGUGUUAUAUGUAGUCGAAGGGGUGGUCAAAAAUACUGUGAAAAUUGUAAUCUAUUAUUAGUAAUGUACUGUUCUUGUUUCUGUUCUUUCUGUCCUUAUUUU
Molecule: messenger RNA, 1070 nt
Organism: Lycium ferocissimum
Lineage: Eukaryota; Viridiplantae; Streptophyta; Magnoliopsida; Solanales; Solanaceae
Product: transcription repressor OFP6-like
Exons: 1
Coding region: 59-625 (188 amino acids)
Biological process (GO): negative regulation of DNA-templated transcription
Source: RefSeq, a predicted model, not a curated record